Carlito syrichta (Philippine tarsier) is the source of this 1397-nucleotide messenger RNA. RefSeq lists its product as uncharacterized. The record is from RefSeq and is a predicted model, not a curated record. Lineage: Eukaryota; Metazoa; Chordata; Mammalia; Primates; Tarsiidae. Bases 1 to 777 code for a protein of 258 amino acids. The transcript has 4 exons.
AUGACGCUCCGAGGGAAGAGGAAGUCGGGGAUCGGCGAGCGGGUGGGUGCGCCUCGGGCCGCGGGACUCGCAGCCGCCGCCGCCGCCGCCGCUGCCGCUGCCGCCGCCGCCUCUACGGCCGCGUCAGAACUGAAGAGGAAGGGGAGGAGCCGAGUGGAGUCUAAGCGGCCGCCUGAUGUUACCCCUGACCCGAGGGCGGCCGGGAGAGCUUGCUGGGUAGCAGUUUCCUCCUGGGCCGGUGGGGACUGCUCCCUGGGGAGCAAGGAGGAGGCCCUGGCCGCGCGUUCAGGCUCCUGCGCGCGCCACCCGAAGAGCAUGAUCAUCAAAGUGGAAUUAAUGGGUCUCAGAGUUGGAACAGUUUCACAACUUAUUCCUUAUGCUGGCUGGGCCAUGCUGACGACAUCAGAGGAAAUAAGAGUGUUGGGAAAUACAGGUCUGGCAACUCUCAAGAAAUGCUUCCUUAUCUCCACGAUAUGCUUCUUAAGUCAUUGCCUCUUCCACCCUCAAGUAUGGAGGCAGUCAAUCUCAACUUAUUUUGUGGGUCUACGAAAAGCUCUGCGUUUUAAAAUAUGUCUAGAAGCGAAAGAAAGAAAGGAUCUAGAAGUCAAAGAAAGAAAGCUGCCCUUUAUGAACCCAACGGCCAAUGGCAGUCAAGAUUCCAGAGUGGGCAGCCCAGAAUUUACUUGCCAUGUGUCUCAAGAAAGACUCAGAACACUGAGACAGGAUAGGAGCUUAGAGUGGCUCUCUCCAAGUGUGGUCCUCGGUCUCCCUGCUUGAGAACUAUCUGGAGUGCUCAUGAGAACGGCCGAUGCUUGGGCCAAAUCCCAGGUUGCUGAAUUAGACCCUGCAGUGGUGACCUGGAAUUCUGCAUUGUAAAGAAGUUACUCAGGUGCUAUUGAAGCAUACUUCAGCAUGAGAACUGUUGACUUGGAAAUAAUUUAGUCUAGCUUCUGUAUUUUGCACAUUGGGAAACUGAGGCUCAGGGAAAUGGAGCAGCUUUCCCAAAGUUACCCAGCUAGUUAGUGGCAGAAGCAGAUGCCCAUAGGAGAGGAAAUGCAAGUAUGUUCUUAUGGCAGAGAAGACUUUGGGCUUUCUAGAUGGGGAACCUUCACAGACAAGCCAACAUUGAAUCCCAUCUCCUCUCCAGCUGGGAAGUAGUACUGGCUACAGCAACGUGGGGCUUAUUGCCAUAUUUUACAACAGAUAUAAAUGCUGCAUUUUCAAAGAAAACUAGAAUCGAGUGCAUGCCCAAUAAAAAUAAAUUAAUUUUAAUGAGGAUCUCACUUACAGUGUUUAUAGAGUUUUGCAUGUUUCAUGAUUUAAUGCUAUUUAACCUUGAGUGUUGACAUUAAUGAAUGAAGUGGUUUUUUAAAAACAAUAAAGGACUGUAUAUAUAA